This is a messenger RNA of Arachis ipaensis, 3897 nucleotides long. The record is from RefSeq and is a predicted model, not a curated record. NCBI's taxonomy places the organism in Eukaryota, Viridiplantae, Streptophyta, Magnoliopsida, Fabales, Fabaceae.
AAGACUAUAUACCACCAAGAAAACAGGUGAGUUUUAGCCUAGGCUUCGUUGAAUCAGGCUCCGUAUGCGCCUCGUACGGAUUCAAGUGAUGUCACAAGUUGUUAGUGAUGCGUGUUACAAUUUUCUUGAAACCUGGAAAAUAGUACAUAUCCCAUCAACCAGCUAAUUGUUGAAGGGUGACUUCUAGCCUGGGGCUGGCAGAAUGAGCCUCCCCAUGAGGUUAGUACCGUCUGACAUGGUUUCUAGGUUGUUUUGCUUUUUGUUUUAUUUUUUUUUCAUUAAAAAUAAUAUUUGUAUAGAGACCCUAAACAAUUUCUUUUUAUAUAAAGUACCCCUUUUUUGUUCUACAAGUAUAAGUGGACCGAAUGGACCUCAUAAAAACUAGCCCAAUAUGUUUUUACUGGAUACCUAAUAAUAGAGUCAUAGUAAAUUUAUUGUUUGAGUAAAUGAAAACAUCAGUCCAAAAAAAAUUCCCAUUUUCAAAAAAUAUUAAAAUUUCAGCAAAUUGAAAGUGAUACCCAGAAGCUAUUGUUGCAACCAUAACUUAGCUUCAUGUUCAGAAGUUUUGAAGAGAUGCUAAGUGAAAACUGGUAGCAGAAUACAUUCAAAGGUACAUUAAAAACUAUAGCCGACUUUUUGAAAUGUUUGUCGAAAUUGGGGGAUGUGGAACCAAGGCGGUUGGGGUUAGGGUCUGAAAAGGAGAUGAGUUGUAGGUAGCUAUCGGACCAGUGCAUUCACAAGUAGAAGAAUGUGACGGCGAUGAAGAGAGAGCCGAUGAUCUUCAAUGCAAGGGAAUUUCUUAGCAGAUCCAAGUUCAUUUUGGAUCCACGAAUGUUGGAUCUAAUUACAACAGAAGAAGAAGAACAAGAGUGAAUUUGAAUUUUUGUUUGUGCCUUCCCGACAUUGAUAAUUACAUGAACCAGAUCUUAUUACAACAGAAGAAGAAGAACAAGAGUGAAUUUGAAUUUUUAUUUGUGCCUUGCCGACAUUGAUAAUUACGUGAACUAUCUACCCACAAUGAAGCUUACAAAUUUGAUAAAAAUUGUAUUCCAGUGUUGAUUGCCCUCCGCAGGCUCCAUUAAUUGUUGUGAUGAUCUUAUUACAACAGAAGAAGAAGAAGAACAAGAGUGAAUUCGAAUUUUUGUUUGUGCCUUGCCGACAUUGAUAAUGACAUGAACCAUCUACAACAAUGAAGCUUACAAAUUUGAUAAAAAUUGUAUUCCAGUAUUGAUUGCCCUCUGCAGGCUCCAUUAAUUGUUGUGAUGGCCCAAGCAGGGGAGGAAGCCUACUUUAACCAUAAUGACGUCUCUCUUGAGGGUGAAGCCCUGCCAAGUUAUUUACCUGACCAUGAAAAUGAGUUUUGUGAUGAUGGAAGUUACUUUUGUGAUGCUGAAGAACCUGUAAGCGAUGAAGGCAAGAAUGUGGAUUUUGAAGCUGACGAUUUCUUUGAUGAUAACUUCUAUGAGAACUGGGAUGGCAGGUCAAUUGAUCGUAUUGCUGACCUUGGUAGUCUUAACUUGAAGUCAUUAACGGUGGUGAGAUUAAGCUGCUAUAUUUCCCAGAUCUUAAUGUCGCCUUCUCUUUCUACAAUUUUUAUGCCAAAAUGAACGAGUUUUCUGCAAGGAGGAGCAAGUUGAGGCGCAAUGUUAACGGUGAUGUCACACAACAGUCAUUUGUCUGCUUUAGACAGGGAUUUAGAGAGUUAAAAUCCUAUGACGAGAGCAGUCAACGUAAACGUGAGCCAAAAUCAGAGACUAGAUGUGGAUGCCAGGCUGAGAUGCGUGUUCAUGUCCACAUAGAUACUGGGAGAUGGAUCGUAACAUAUUUCCAAGAAGUUCAUAACCAUGAGAUGCUUGCUAAUGAAUUGACCUUCAUGCUUUCGGGACACAGGAAGAUGAAUGCCGGUGCAAUCGACCAAAUGAACAUGAUGUUGAAAGUCGGGAUAAAGACUCCUCAGAUUUAUGCAUCCUUUGUCAACACAGCAGGGAGCUUCCAUAAUGUUCCAUUUUUAAAGAGAGACAUGUAUAACCAAAUAGACAAGCAACGAAGGCUCUUAGGCGGGGAUGCCAUGGCUUGCUUAAAGUUCUUACAAUCAACGGCUAAAGACGAUUCUGGAAUGUUUGUUCGAUACUUGGCUGACAAUGAGGGUCGUUUGGUGCGUUUUUUUUUGGUCUGACAAGUGUAGUCAAUUGGAUUAUCAUAUCUUUGGAGAUGUGUUGGAGUUUUAUGCGACAUAUCGGAAAAAUAAAUAUAUGUGUCCUCUAGUUGUGUUUUCUGGUGUAAAUCAUCAUAAUCAAACCAUUGUGUUUGUCGCUGCUCUUAUCUCAAAUGAGAAUGAGGAUACUUAUACCUGGUUACUACAACAAUUCUUGGAGUGUAUGAAUGGAAAAGCUCCUCAAUGUGUUAUCACGGAUGGUCACGGAGCCAUGAAGAAGGCCAUUGAAUCAGUGUUUCCUGGUGCCUACCACCGGCUCUGUGCAUGGCACUUAAUUAGGAAUGCAACAGCCAACCUUGGGAACCCAACCUUCACGUCUGAGUUUAAAAGAUGCAUGUUUUUCGAUUAUGAGAUAUCAGAGUUCCAAAACCGGUGGGAGAUGAUGGUUUCAAAACUUGGCCUCGAGGAUAAUCAAUGGGUGUGUGACCUUUAUGCUAGGAGGAAAAUGUGGGCUACAGCACACAUUCGUGGGCAUUUUUUUGGGGGUUUCAGGACGACAUCUAGAUGUGAGGGGCUGCAUUCAAUUCUUGGAAAAUUUGUUCACUCGCGGCACAAUUUGAGAGAUUUCGUUGAGCAAUUUUUUCGUUGUAUAUCACAAAUGAGGUCGAGGGAAUGCCAAACUGACCUGGAAUCUAUGGUAGGCGAUCUGGUACUACAAAGUCCACUCCAUGCACUAGAGAGAUCAACUGCAAAUAUACUCACAAGAGAAAUAUUCUUCCUAUUCCGGCCGAUGUUGACAAAGGCGUGCAGUUUGAAGGUCCGAUCAUGCACACUCACACCAACAUGUGAGAUUUAUACCCUUUCACGGUGGGGCAAUUCAUGGAAGGAGUGGCAGGUAUCUCACUACCCUAGUUCUUCUAUUUUUAAGUGCUCUUACAUGAGGAUGGAAUCUCUCGGUAUACCUUGUGAUCAUGUCGUUGCAGUACUUGUACAUUUAGACUUCACCGAAAUUCCAAACAGUCUCUUCUUGGCAAGGUGGUCAAAGAAUGCUAGGUCUAGAGUGAGGGCAUUCAUGGAUAAGGGACCCUUUUGUUGGGAUUCCAUGGUGACUUGUUGAAAUCGGAUGUUGAACGAUCUAUGUAGAGAGAUGUGUGUGCUUGCUUGUAAGAAAGUUGAACAAUUUGUAGAUGUCACUGGCAAGAUCAAGAACGAAAUCAUUUGUCUAAAGCAGCUAAGAGAGUCACCUGAGUCGGCCACAAUGCAGAAUGUAGAGUCCACCACUCUUGAAGGAUGUGUGAGGGAUCCACAAAUGGUCUGUCGUACUAGGCGACAUAGAAAGGGGUCGUUGAACUAUCCCCCACUAAGAGGCCUUAAAUGGUGUGGACUUUAUCGACAGGUGGGCCAUAAUCGCCUAUCAUGCAACUUAGGCCUCAUGGCGCUGACCAUGCUAUCGAAGAAGACUACACUGACCAAUCUAUCGAGGAACCUAAGCUGGGAACCGACUUCAUCCCUACAAACUGAAUCCAUAUUUGUGAAGAUGGUGCUUGUUAUGUGUUGUUUUUCCUUUUUUUUUGUUGGUUGCACCUGAUGGUUUGUGGUGUGACCAUAUGUGCAUCUGCUAUAUUUAUUUUCAUCCUUCUACCAUUUUGAUAUCCCUGAUUAUGUGUGCAUGUGUCCUGCUAUUUCUGAACUUUUGAUAUGAUAGUGUGGAGACUGAAUGGAAAACGGUUUGUGUUAGUUAA